Molecule: messenger RNA, 3224 nt
Organism: Folsomia candida
Lineage: Eukaryota; Metazoa; Arthropoda; Collembola; Entomobryomorpha; Isotomidae
Product: zinc finger protein 665
Exons: 7
Coding region: 236-2917 (893 amino acids)
Source: RefSeq, a predicted model, not a curated record
CCAAGUAUGCACAAAAGUACUUUCUGUAUUGCACAUUGUUUUCCUCGUUUGUUUUUGUCGAAUUUCCGAGUGUUGUAAGUUUCAAAGUUAUACACACUGUUUUUAAUACAAGUGUCAUUUCGUGGUUUUUAAACUUAAUUUAGUUUCGCUUACUCAUCAUUCGCCAUUGAAAAUUGAAAUACUUGUAACAUGAUCUCAAAGUUUUGAUAGGUGGUCAUUAAAAUUUAAUCGAAACAUGAUGACUUCGACGACAACGCUCCCCUGCAUAUUUUGCACAGAACCGACAUCUUUCCCCCCACCCGAGAAGUUAAAUUCGCCAAUAAAAUUUCGACAAGAACAAGAGAAAACAUUUAGAUUUUUAUGUGAUUCGCUCAAAAUCCAUUCGUCCACGUUCCUCAAUUUUCCAGUGUGUCAAGACUGUACGAAGCUGUUUGACAAAUUGACCCUUCUUCAACAAGAGUUAGGUCGAGUGCAAGAAGCAAUUCAACUCGUUUCCGAUCAGAUAAAGACAAAAGUGGAAGAAUCAGUACAAACUGGAGGUGUGGUUGCCUCGGGUCAUACAACGCCUGGACUUGAAAGAACACUCGAGUUUGUAAAGGCGUUCAGGGACAAGGUUGCAAUUCCUACAACAGUUCCAGUAUCAUCAACAAUUGAUUUCGGUCGAGUCUACUAUUUAACGGCUGUGGACCAAGCUCACCAACCGCCAACAUACGUUGUGACCGGAACCAGUACAGAAUUUUAUAAUGACGAAGGUGGAUGCGAAGAAAUUACAGUCACCGUUUCAACAGAUGAUGUAGAAGGCUGUGAAAAUAAUAGUCUUUCAGCAUCUGAAGAAGAAGAUACAGUAAUUGAACUUGUUGAGCAAGAACCACGAUCGAAGAAACAGAAUCCAUCUGCAGCAAAACGAAAGUUAAAGAGAACUUCAAAUUCACCAAUAAGAAAACAAAGACGAUUAUCACAAACGGCAUGUGAACCACCAAGACAAAAAGAUGGAAAACUUUCAAUCCAAAGGCCACCUAAAAUUGAAUUAAAUUUGCCUUACAAAUGUGAAAUUUGUACUUGGUCAUUUAAUAUGCCUCAUAAAUUGAAAUUACAUAUGUCUACACACACUGGGAUAAGCAAAUUCAAAUGUGAACAAUGCAAUGUAUCUUUCAAAACAUCAAGCUCAUUGAAAUCUCAUAAUGAGGAAACUCAUGGAUCAACAAAUCCGUAUAAGUGUGAUAAAUGUGACAAGAGAUAUAUUCUUGCUUCUGGAUUAAGAUUGCAUAUGGGCUCUCACGUGGAGGAAUUGACCUGUUCAAUAUGCAGUGAUGGAAAACAAUUCAAAUCAAGACAUAUCUGGAGGAGGCAUAUGAAGAGUCAUGAUACAGAAUCACAAAUUCAUUGCUGUUGCUUCUGUCCACUUAGUUUUACCAGGAGAGAAGACAUGAUUGGACACAUGACAAGGAUUCACAGAGCCGAUCAAGGUGCUAAACCAUGCAAUAUUUGUUCCAAAGAGUUUGAUUCUGCUAUCGCGUUGAUAACACAUGUUUAUACUCACGCGUCCGACAGAGAAAUAAAAUGUCAAGGAUGUGACUUGAGUUUCUCUACACGCGAUGAAUUUAGCAUCCACAAUGAAGAAAAGCAUGGAAUCACAUGUCCAAAAUUUGCAUGUGAUAAAUGCAACUUAGUUUUGCUCUCUGAAAGAUCUCAUGCCAUUCACACCAAGUUACACAAACCAAUCUCUGCAGCAUCACAGAAAGCAAUUGACAUUGUAAAACGAAAUGGGCCCAAAUGUAGAGUCUUCACCUGUUUCGAUUGUCACCAAGAAUUCACAAGUAUGCCAAAAUUAAAGAAACACAAGUUGGAAUCACAUGGGGACGAUGUAACCAAAAAUUUUAAAUGUACAAAAUGUGUGCUUACAUUCGAUGAUGAUGAAGCGUUACAAGAUCACAUUGAAAAUCAUCCACCAGAAAAUAGUCUAAUUUGCGAACUUUGUGAUAAAGAAUUUAGAAAUUCUACCAGCCUAAAACGUCAUCAUUUCUUAACACAUCGGGUAACUGGAAAACCAUUUCCUUGUAAACAUUGUACUUACAGUAGUCGGAGGAAAGAUGAUUUGAAAAAACAUGAACGAAUAAUGCAUCCUGCCGAUGGAGCAGUAAAAAUCAAUAAACAGCGUCAACCAGCAGAAAUAUGUCCAACGCCAUGCUCAAUUUGUGGAAAAAUCUUUCCCACACUAAAAGGCUGCCGUCAACACGCAUCAAUGUAUCACAUAAAUCCAGAAACAAAUUAUGAAUGCGAGCAUUGUGGGAGAGUUUCAAAACGAAGAGAAGAUUUAAUACGUCAUCUCAAAAUUCAUGUCGAAAAAUCUCCAGUUGACCACAUUUGCAACAUUUGUGACAUAGCAUUCAAAAGCAAACAAAAUUUGAAACGACAUGUGCAAGUAAUCCAUGAAGAUAUUGGUCGUCCAUAUCUUUGUGAUCUCUGUAACAAAUCUUUUAAACGCAAGGACGAUGUUUAUAAGCACAUUGGAAUACUGCAUAAGAAAUACUACAGCAAUAAACAUACUCAUGUUGUAUUCAAGGCACAUAAACCAACCACCAGGACUCGGAGUGGUGGAGAAGCAGAUAUAGAACCCGUUGUAGAAAUGGAUAUCAAUAUUGAUGAGUUGAAAUGUCAAUAUUGCGAGAAGUACCUGGCAAGUAAAGGUUUCUUGAAGGAACAUCUACUGCAACAUACUGGUGUAAUGGUGUCUGAUAAUACAAGGACCAAGAAGAAGUUAAAACUUCAAACAACAGGUUUCAAGAUUGUGGUUAGGCCAGAGAUUGGUGAGGAUGAGAUUGAUAAAGAAGACUCAAGUUCAAGUGAGAUAAAUGAUGAUGCCUGCGACAAAAAUGAUACAGUUCCUUCAUUAGUUUGUGUGGAGAAAAUUCAUUAACAGUUCUAUUAAGUAGAUCUAUCUGGAACAUUUUUGUAAAUUUUUAACGUGAAAACACUUGAACUUUAUAAUACAUUAAAUUUAAUUGUCAAUUAUGUUUGCUUCUGUAAUUCAUCUAUUAUCAUGUUUAUUUGCAAAUAACCUUGUUGAUCUAAUGAAAUGUCAAGUACAUCGUGUCGUACAUUGGUCUCGCAUUUUCAGUCUUGUUUGUUAUUCAAUAAUCAUUUCUUUUAUGCAACUAAAUAAAUAAUAUAAAGCGUGAUCUAUGUAUCCAUCUGCAGAGUAUAAUAAAAAAAUUUUAUGUAAA